GCCUGGGGCUGUGGGGACGUGGACCUUAUCAAGAGUGGAGGGCAGGGAAGAGGCGGAGGGAGGGGGAGUCAGGGGAGGGGCAAGUGACGCGGGGGAGCGGGGCGUGGGGGAGUGGGGCGUGGGGGAGGGCAGUGAUCCGGGUGGAGGAAAUUUGGGAGGAGUGUCCGGGGGGCAGCAACUUAAAAGGGGGAGGGAACUGCGGCUAAAGAGACGUUCGGUGAUGGGAGCGCAAUGUAUGAGGGGAUACCGUGCCUCAGGUUUAAAGGAGCAGGAAGCUGAGUGAGAGGUUGGAGAAAAAGUGCCUUCGCUAGGCGGAGGUUACAGGUGGUGUCUCAGAAAGAGCUCUUGAGGCUGCAGGCUGUAGUCGAGAAGAGGAUCAGAGAACUGUGGCAGGGACAGCUUGGGGGCUAGCGUCCUGGGGCGAGGGGGAAGUUCACGACUUUCUGAGGACUGGCAGGAAUGUGCCUCCUGGCCCUUAGUGCUUCCCCCCUGGGGGGAGGCAUCGUAAGGGACGGUGGCAGGCUCCUCUGAACGCUGAGCGGCCGAGGUCCAACUCCACGUAUGGAUCCAGGGAAUGAGAAUUCAGCCACAGAGGCUGCCGCGAUCAUAGACCUCGAUCCCGACUUCAAACCCCAGAGCCGUCCCCGCUCCUGCACCUGGCCCCUUCCCCGACCAGAGCUUGCUACCCAGCCGUCCGAGCCGCCCGAGGUGGAGCCAGGUCUGGGAGAAAAGGUACACACGGAGGGGCGCUCAGAGCCGAUCCUGUUGCCCUCCCGGCUCCCGGAGCCGGCAGGGGGCCCCCAGCCCGGGAUCCUGGGGGCCGUAACAGGUCCUCGGAAGGGAGGCUCCCGCCGGAAUGCCUGGGGAAAUCAGUCAUAUGCAGAACUCAUCAGCCAGGCCAUUGAAAGCGCCCCAGAGAAGCGACUGACACUCGCCCAGAUCUAUGAGUGGAUGGUCCGCACUGUGCCCUACUUCAAGGACAAGGGUGACAGCAACAGCUCAGCAGGAUGGAAGAACUCCAUCCGCCACAACCUGUCCCUGCACAGCAAGUUCAUCAAGGUUCACAACGAGGCUACUGGCAAGAGCUCUUGGUGGAUGCUGAACCCCGAGGGAGGCAAGAGUGGCAAGGCGCCUCGCCGCCGAGCAGCCUCCAUGGAUAGCAGCAGCAAGCUACUCCGGGGCCGCAGCAAGACCCCCAAGAAGAAAUCAGCUGUGAUGCCAGCCCCACCUGAAGGUGCCACUCCGACGAGCCCUGUUGGCCACUUUGCCAAGUGGUCAGGCAGCCCUUGCUCUCGAAACCGCGAGGAAGCUGAUGUGUGGACCACCUUCCGUCCACGAAGCAGUUCAAAUGCUAGCACUGUCAGCACCCGGCUCUCCCCCAGGAGGCCAGAGUCUGAGGUGCUGACGGAGGAGGAAAUACCAGCCUCAGUCAGCAGCUAUGCAGGGGGUGUGCCUCCCACCCUAAACGAAGAUCUAGAGCUGUUAGAUGGGCUCAACCUCACAUCUUCCCAUUCCCUGCUAUCUCGGAGUAGUCUCUCUGGCUUCUCUUUGCAGCAUCCUGGGGUUACGGGCCCCUUACACACCUACAGCACCUCCCUCUUCAGCUCAGCAGAGGGGCCCCUGUCAGCAGGAGAAGGAUGCUUCUCAAGCUCCCAGUCUCUGGAGGCCCUGCUCACUUCUGAUACGCCACCACCCCCUGCUGAUGUCCUCAUGACCCAAGUAGAUCCCAUUCUGUCUCAGGCUCCGACACUUCUGUUGCUGGGGGGAAUACCUUCCUCCAGCAAGCUAGCCACAGGAGUCGGCCUAUGUCCUAAGCCCCUAGAGGCUCCAGGCCCCAGCAGUCUGGUUCCUACCCUUUCGAUGAUGGCACCACCACCAGUCAUGGUGGGUGCUCCCAUCCCCAAGGGCCUGGCGACUCCUGUGCUCACACCCCCUACUGAAGCUGCAAGCCAAGACAGAAUGCCUCAGGAUCUAGAUCUUGAUAUGUAUAUGGAGAACCUGGAGUGUGACAUGGAUAACAUCAUCAGUGACCUCAUGGAUGGGGGCGAGGGACUGGACUUCAACUUCGAGCCAGAUCCCUGAGCCAUGGCUGGAAGCUUUGUCCCCUGCUUCAGAGGUGGAGCCAGGCAUGCCCAUAUCCACUCUUUACCCUUGACCCAUCCCCGGGAAUUUGGGACCCUACUUUAGAGCUAGGGUGGGGUCUACUCACACGGGUGUUAAGGAAAUUAUAAAGAUAAAGCUGCCCCAUAUGGGAACUAUGGGAGGAGGGAGAGGGGAGGGGGAAAGGGAGAGGGUUUAUUCUCACUGUGCCAAUUAGGGGGUAAGGCCCCCUCCCGGGAGCCAUCCUCGCCUCCCCUCAUUCCCACCCCUAGGUUUUGUAGCAGGGGCGAGCAGUGCUGUUGGAAAUGUGAAGUCACCAGUGGCCUUACCCCUGCCUUUGGGAGCAGGAUUUUUUGUAGAGUCUUAUCUGAGCUGGUCCAGGCUAGACUGAGCCUGGGAUUUUUAUGCAGUGGCCCCUUAGGCCAGUGGGGGGUGGGGGGGGGGGCUAGUGGAGACCUGGAAGGGCCAAGGUCUGAGCACUGGAGUGGCUCACCAGGCCAAAUCAUCCUUGGAAGGCUGCAGAUAACAGAAAGUCUUUUUAUAAACUUUUAAAGAAAUAUAAACACAAAUAUAGAGAUUUUUAACAGUGGCAAGGUACUAGUGAUGGGGAGAAUGCUUUUUUCUUUCUGAAGGCUUUGUCAUAGUGACAGGAUACAAACACUACAGACAUUACUUGGGGAAACAUGGAGAAGUCGGGGAGGGAACUCCAGGCUGACAGAGAGCAGCAGUGGGGAGGCGUACUGAGCAAGGGGAAGAGCCCCCAAGUGGACCAGGUCAGAACAAGGUCUGGUGGAAGUAGCUUGGAGUUUCCCUAAGGAGAAAGCUAAGCCAGGUCCCCUCAUUCUGUCACCUUGUGCCUGGCAGUGUGUGGUAUUGGGGUGCAGCCACACUCUUGCAUGACCCACUGUGAGUUAGUGCUAUGGUGGGAGAGUGCAUUGAAGACCUGGAAUUAGUUUGUGGCCUGGGAAGGGGAUGGGAGGGGAGAGAAGAGAAGGAGGGAAGGAUUUAGGGUGGUAAAGUUAGGCACAGAGACCUCCCUGUUCAAGGCCCCUGACAGCUGUCCCUGCCCUUCUUCCCCUUGCCUGACUACAGGGGUUAUGUGGAAGUGUGUGUGGCGGCAGACAGGGGGAGGGGCAAGACAGGGAAGGGGGAGCAGGAGAGCUUGGCUGAGGGUCUGGGAAAUGAGCAGGGAUGGAGGGGAAUGUGGAUCAGGUUUACUAGCACCUGCCAGGGAGGCCAUCUGGGGCUCCUUCUCCACCCUAGCCCCCAAAGCAGCCCCUCCCCCAGUCCCCUUUGCAUUGUCCCCUCCCCCGCCCCUGCUGUGGGUUCCCAUCAUUUCCUGUGUCAGCGCCUGGCCUACCCAGAUUGUAUCAUGUGCUAGAUUGGAGUGGGGAAGUGUGUCAAAUCAAUAAAUGAAUAAAUUCAAUAAAUGCCUAUAACCAGCC
Molecule: messenger RNA, 3545 nt
Organism: Equus quagga
Lineage: Eukaryota; Metazoa; Chordata; Mammalia; Perissodactyla; Equidae
Gene: FOXO4
Product: forkhead box O4
Exons: 3
Coding region: 562-2082 (506 amino acids)
Biological process (GO): regulation of transcription by RNA polymerase II
Cellular component (GO): nucleus
Molecular function (GO): DNA-binding transcription factor activity, RNA polymerase II-specific; RNA polymerase II cis-regulatory region sequence-specific DNA binding
Source: RefSeq, a predicted model, not a curated record